GUGGUGUUGGUGGUGGUGGCGGUGUUGGCGGUGGUGGUGGUGGCGGUGGUGGUGGUGGUGGCGGGGACCUGGCCAUCCGCCAGGACGGCGCCGGCUCCAUGCUCGUGCCGGGUCUGAGCGAGCGGCCGCUCUCCGGAUUCCGUGACUUUGAGCGCCACUUCCUGCCUGCCACGGAGCGCCGCACGACGGCGUCCACGGCCCUCAACGCCCGCUCCAGCCGCUCGCACUCCAUCCUGCUGCUCAAGGUGGUAAAGUCAGAACAGCGGGCACCAUACCGCACGCUGCUAGGCAAGCUCUACCUCAUCGACCUCGCCGGAUCCGAGGACAACCGGCGCACCGGCAACAUGGGCAUCCGGCUCAAGGAGAGUGGCGCCAUAAACGGCUCUCUGCUCGUGCUGAGCAAGGUGGUGGACGCCCUCAACAGCGGCUCCGCACGAGUCCCGUUCAGGGACAGCAAACUAACGCGACUGCUGCAGGACUCGCUGGGCGGCAGUGCACAUGCGGUUCUCAUCACGAACGUUGCUCCCGAGCUUCCGCACUACUUCAACUCCCUCAACGCCCUCAACUUCGCCGCCAAGUCCAGGAGCAUCGUCAAUCGUCCCUUCACUCACUCAGCACCGCAGCCUGCCGCCCCCGCAGCCCCCUCAAAGCGUGGCCCUGUGGAGGAGGAGACGCGGAGAGACGCGGAGAGACGCAGAGACGCGGAGCCGGAACCACCCCGACCCCAAGCCUUCUUACUCAGCCCCCUGCUGCAGCGGCAGCAUGCGUUUGAGACGGACAUUGAGCAGCGCAUGGGGAGGCUGGAGUCUGUGAUCCUGCGCGUUCAGAACUCGGCACCUCGCACUCCGCGUGGGGAGAGGGCUCGGGCACUCCCACUCAUACAGCAAAUGAAAGUGCAGCCACUGAAGGCGCUGAACCUGGACCCGGAGUCCAACCGGGGUACAAGGAAAGUCAAAAGGCAGGCGAGGGUAGCUCCACUCGCCGCACACAACUCUGUGGACUCGCAUCGAGUGAAGAGAUCCAAGCCGGACGAGCCGUUGGCCGAGGGCGACGAAGUGGCGGUGACCCCGUUGCCGGACGAGGACGAGCUCAGGCGCCGGAUUCUGAGCAAGCUCAACGAUGGCGGGAUCCGCUGUCUCAUGGAGCUGCAGAAGAUCGGCAGGAAGAGGGCCGAGCUGCUGCAGGGCUGGAGGACAGUGCGGGGACCCUUCACUCGGAUCGAGGACCUGGAAAAGGUGGAGGGGAUGACGGCCAAGUGGGUGGAGUCGUUUAUCAAGGCAAACUUGCUGGUGCAGAUUUGACAGGAGGGGUGGAGGUUGCGCGGGAAGGACAGCAAACUAAACACGCAGACUCACUGGUUUUAAAUACAUUCGUUUUCAAUGCAAAA
Petromyzon marinus (sea lamprey) is the source of this 1387-nucleotide messenger RNA. The record is from RefSeq and is a predicted model, not a curated record. Lineage: Eukaryota; Metazoa; Chordata; Hyperoartia; Petromyzontiformes; Petromyzontidae.